This is a messenger RNA of Phymastichus coffea, 3193 nucleotides long. RefSeq names its product 5'-AMP-activated protein kinase subunit gamma-2 (gene SNF4Agamma). The coding region runs from base 41 to 3067 and encodes 1008 amino acids. Lineage: Eukaryota; Metazoa; Arthropoda; Insecta; Hymenoptera; Eulophidae. The transcript is spliced from 16 exons. The record is from RefSeq and is a predicted model, not a curated record.
UUCGCCCGGAAGCAAGGGCUAUCGCCUAAGGUAUUUGUCAAUGGAGAAUAUUGAAACUGUUGCUCAAGGCAGCUCUGUCGAAAUUGAUUGUAAAGAUAACAAUACUGUUCAAUCCGUGGAAGUUAUACUUUUCGAUGGUCAAACAACAUAUGAAAUAGAAAACUCACUAAAAAAUCAAAGUACAUCAACAAGUACAUUACCAUCAAUAGAAACACCUUCUAUCAAGAAUGUUUCUCAGAAUACAUAUGAAAGAAAACAUAAAUUUGCGGAAACAAAUGAAGAAGUCACAAACAAAAGUGAAAAAGAAAAGAAAAAAAGAGACUAUUCUUCUACUUCUUCAUCAAGUUCUAGUUCUGAUGGCGAUUCAGAGACAAGUUCAGAAGAAAAAGCUGAGUUAUAUUUGAAAACAGAGACUCGCAAAUCAAUAGAAUCAACCAAAACCGAAGUCAACAAAAUUGAAGAAAAUAAAGUUGAUGAUACAACUGAUGAUAGCGACAUUGAAGAUGACUUGAUAUCGGCAAUUAAUUACAAUACUAUUACAUCUUUAGCAGCAUUGAAAGACAUGUUACAAUCAUCUGGCGAAGAAUCGGAAGGAGUUGACUGCUUUUUUCAUCAUUAUUUUUUAUCUCAUGUUAAUCGUUUACCGUCAAGAAAUCAAACACAUAGUCCAUAUCCUUGGGGUAGACGUUUAUCAGAGUGUCGCGAAGAAGAUGAAUAUGAAACUGACGAAGGAAAAAGUAAUGGAAAUAAUAGCGGUGCAACAGUAAGCAGUAAAAAAUUAAUAAUUCAAGACUCUGAUGAAAAAAAUGAACAGCUUCAAUCUAAAUUUUCGUCUUGUGAAGUUCCAAGUUCUUCGUCAUCUGCUAAAUCAAGCUCCGAAAAAUUAGAUCAGAAAUCAAAUCCAACUUCCAUCACAUCAGAAGCAGCACCGGCACCUCAUGUAUCUUCAUCAAAAAUGACGAGUCAUCCAAUUAUUUCUCCUACCUCGACUAAACCCUCUUUACGACGAAGAAAUACCACUGGCCCUGGUAUGGUUUUUCCCGCAACUGAUCCACCCACUUAUUCAAGUAGCAUGACCUUUUCAAAAACCAGUCCAUUACAGAGUCCGCAUUUUGACAAGAGGUUUUUUGAUUCAAGCUUAGUUGAAAUGAAAAGUCAAGCUAGUAGCUCAAGUACAUUAGAUUACGAUUCAGCUGAUGAAAUUUGGGUGCGAAGGAUAGAUUUUAUACAAGAACGAAAAAAUAGAGAACUUGGAUCUCAACCAUUACCAACAAUAGUCACCGAUGAUACUGAUAUAAUUGUACAUUCGCUCCAUGAUCACACUCAUCGCCCAAGAGCAGGUACAUGGGGAUCACAUACACGGACAGUACAAAAAUCACCUUUAAUCAGUAGUGCCCCAGUUUCUGGUAAAUCAACUCCACAGCCACAACAGCAAUCAGAAGUUUUAAAAAAGUUCUCUAGUAUUCGAUCUAAUCCAACUAGUCAGAAUAAUAGUCGCAGUAGUAGCAUUGAACGUAGAAAAAGUUAUACAACUUCAGAUGACACAAUCAGUCCAUCUAGAAAAAAUGCAAUCUUAGAAGUUUUCCGCCCUAGAAGUAAAUCAGAUGCCAGUAGAACAAAAAAACCAAGUAUUAUAACUAAUAUGAAAAAUGUUAUGCAGCAAUCUUUAUACAGAAACUCACAUGGAAGUUCCGUUCUUGAAAAUACAACAGAAAAAAGUCACAAAGAAAACAAAGAACAAAUUAGACCACGAUCAGGAUCAGAAAGUAGUCGGAAUCCUGUUAGUAAAGUUAUUGAUCUCAUACGACAUCGCAGUCACAACUCUCUGAAUUCAGAAGAUAAAAGAAAAGCGAGAUCGGUAAUUCAACAUCAAAGCCAGAUUACAGCUCAGAGUGCGUUGAGAAGAAACUCAUUGGAUCCGACAGUUAGACGAUCGUCACUUGGUACUCCCAUUGUACCUCACCGAGCAUUAGAUGUAUGCUUAGAUCCAGUUCAUGCAGCUAUACUUUUUAGAGAUGCUCGAGGGCUGCCAGUAGUGGAUCCAUUCUUGGAAAAAGUUUCUCUUUCUGACCUAGAAGAAGAUGAAUCACAAAUAUUCGUCAAGUUUUUCAAAUUUCAUAAGUGCUAUGAUCUUAUACCUACAAGUGCUAAAUUAGUAGUUUUUGAUACUCAUCUACUUGUCAAGAAAGCUUUUUUCGCCCUUGUUUAUAAUGGUGUUCGAGCAGCACCAUUAUGGGAUAGUGCACAACAGCAGUUUGUAGGUAUGUUAACUAUAACAGAUUUUAUAAAAAUCCUACAAAUGUAUUACACAAGCCCAUCAGUGACUAUGGAAGAACUAGAGGAACAUGAACUUGAUACGUGGAGAAAGGUUUUGAGAGAGCAAGUUCAUCCUUUAAUUAGUAUCGGACCUGAUGCAUCUUUAUUUGAAGCCAUCCAAACUCUCAUAAGGAACAGAAUUCAUCGAUUACCUGUGAUAGACUCCGAUACUGGAAAUGUACUCUACAUAUUAACUCAUAAAAGGAUAUUACGAUUUCUUUUUCUAUAUAUACACGAAUUGCCUAAGCCGUCCUUUACCAGCAAGACUUUGAGUGAAUUAAGAAUAGGUACAUUUGAAAAUAUUGAAACAGCUACUGAAGAAACAAGUAUAAUAAUAGCUUUAAAGAAAUUUGUCGAAAGACGGGUAUCAGCAUUACCAAUAAUUGAUAAUGAUGGAAAACUAGUCAACAUCUAUUCAAAAUUUGAUGUUAUUAAUUUGGCAGCUGAGAAAACUUAUAAUAAUUUAGAUGUAUCACUUCGAGAAGCUAACGAACACAGGAAUGAAUGGUUUGAAGGAGUUCAAAGUUGUAAAUUAGAGGAAACUCUUUUCACCAUAAUGGAAAAAAUAGUGAGAGCAGAAGUUCAUCGGUUGGUUGUCAUAGAUCAAGAGGACAAGGUUAUAGGGAUUAUAUCAUUAUCAGACCUAUUGUACUACUUGGUUCUUCGUCCUUCUGAACACGACCAUUUACUAAAUAAUAGCUCUGGAUCAUUCAGAAAAUAUGUGUCUGAACAAUGUGAUGUCAAUAAAUAAGAAGCAGUAAUAAAAUCUACAGACAACGUCGCGAUUUCAUCAUUUAGAUCACUAACUUGAAGUAAAGUAGUGCGACAUGGAAAUUUAAUUUCAUUCAAUAAAGUCUAACAAAAAUAACUAUAUAAA